CGUCUCUCAGAAGUGCAAAUGCGCAAAUAUCUCUCUGCCAGCUACCGGUGAUUCGACACUUGUGGUGGACUGCUAAUUUAAGGUCUGAUGGCGAGCCGGUUAGGGCUACUCCGUGGCAGCUUCCUGCACAGAUGCAUGCUGGUCUUAACCUUCCUGCUCUUGUUGUGUGAGAUAGUUGUCAGCCGCCUCUGUAACUCCCUCAUCAUCAUGGUGGAUGGCUUCCACACCCUUUUCAUCCUCAUACACAUGGCUCUUCCUCUUCCUCAAAACACCCUGGGCAGGAGGCCCUCGAAACAACAACCCGUGUCACCUUUCUGUUACCCCAUCGCCUCCAUCUCCUCACAGUCGCCUGUCCAGUCUUCCCCCGGAAUCCCGGACACCUCCCGUAUCUCCUCCGUCUUUUCCAACUCAACACCCUGUCCUUCCCCUCCCCUCUCAACUCCAGUCCGCACCACCUCUUCCCAGGGUCCCUCCAAAUCCCUCACCCCACCAACCAUCCAUGACGGCCCCUCAGAUUCCAACCACCACACCUUUGGUCCCCAGGCCACCCUGCCUGUACCGACCACCCCUCUCCCACCAGGAGUCACCCCUCCAACCUCCCUGUGUGGGCUCUCCUACAGUAAGGCCCGGACCCAUCCUGUGGGCGCCUUGUUCUCCGCACUCCUGCUGGCCGCCCUGUGUGUCUCGGUCUCCCUGGAGAUCCUCAGUCACAUUCUGCAGCCCCAUCCCAUACAGCACCCCCGGCUGGCCACCACAAUGGCGGUCGUCAGUCUGCUUCACAACCUGCUGGUGCUGGGGUUCCGCUGUGCCAGCCUGCUGGGCUCCAAGACCGGCGCAGGCGGGCAGGGGCUGGAGAGCGUUGACAUGUGUGGUAGAGGAAGGGUCAAAGCCAAGGUCCUGACCGACGAGGGCCCAGCAGUGGGGGGAGAGAAGGACAAUGGCAGCGUCCUCCCUGCACGCCUGAGAGGUGCCUUCCAAGAAGGAACCCUCGUCCUCUGUAACCCUGGGACCUCCAGUGUUCUGAACUCUGGCAGGGAGCCUCAGCUUCGAACCCAGACAGCCCGACUGUCCACGGGCACCACUUCCCUUUCACCGCCUUGCUGUGGAGAACACAUUGUCCCUGUUGACUCAUGCACACCGCACUCGGAACACGGAACGUCAGAGACGCCAAAACGUUUUCCGCAUCCCAAGGACCCCCACACUGAGGGGUCAAAGUAUAGUGGCUGCAUGGGACACAGAGAUAACCAGACGGAGCUCCCAACGCCUUCCACCCUGCAUCCACAAACGCCCACAGGGGCCUCCAGACCCAGGGUCCAACUUCCUGCCUGUCUCCCGUCCCUUGUAGUCCUCACUCAGGCACUGCUGGGCUCCGUGCUGGCCCUCACCAGCGGGCUAGCCCUGCUACUCCUCGGCCCAGACUGCGCACGUGGCUCCGGGGCCUGUGGCCCCUUCGUCUACCUGGACCCUGGCUUCACCGUGGUGGCCGUGGCGGUGCUUCUGGCCACCGCCCUUCCCCAGGUGCAUCGCUACGGCCUGCUGCUCCUCCAGGCCAGUCCGCCCCAGGUCUGUGUGUCCGAUCUGGGCCGGCGGAUCGCCGGUGUGCCUGGGGUGCGGGGGGUGCACGACCUCCACGUGUGGCGUCUCACGGAGAGCCUCCUGGUCGCGUCGGUGCAUGUCCACUGCCACGCAGCCGAGCUGCAGACACACAGGUGUGGCGACCUGAUGUCGGGGGUCACCAAUGUGCUGCACAGCGUGGGUGUGAGCUGCUGUACCGUCCAGCCGGAGUUCCUCCUCUCCUCUCCCACCACCGACAGCCAGCCGGACAACAGCGACCCCGGCGUCAUCAGUAGAGAGGUCCCCGGGCUGGCCCCACAUCUGUCCUGUAGCCUGGCCUGUGGGAAGGGCUGUGCUGGGAAGAUGUGCUGCACUCCUCCGGAGGAGGUGCCCAGAGAGCCACUGGCACCCCCUGCUGGGGACACAGAGGAGGAGCCCCACGUGCUGAUCAUAGAGAACACCUUCCUGUGAGGAAACUGGGAUGUGUUUUUCUACAGGGUGAAUCUCAGUAAUGUAGUGUGGACUCCUCUCCUCGCCAGCAUCCCUUUGUGUGCACUCAUGUAAUACACGGAGGAGUGAAUGGGAGUGUACCACUUUGGGCAGUUACUGAAAGAUAAAAUCUCGGGAUAACACAUUAGAGUGGUGUCAGAACUACUCUGAAAAGCUUUUGCCAUUAUGUUAUAGAGGUUAAUUUUAGCGAGCUAGAUAGUGUAAUCUGUAAAAAUCAGGUUCUCAGGUGAAGAGAGCAUGUGUGUUUGUAUGUGUGUGGUUGUGUGUACAGGUUUUACUAUCCUGAUUGGAACCAAAAAACCCUUUAAAGACAGUAAAACACAGAACAUUUUACCUCAGAAUAACAUUUUGCUCGUCCUCUUGAGCAAAAAGGCAAUUGUUGUCUUCUGGGUUUAGGUUUAGGGCAAAAGCUACAAUUGGGGUCAUUGUUAAGGUAAGGUUAAAGGGGUUCGGUUAGGACAGGUGUAGGCAUUCAUGUUCAUGCCAAGCUGCGGGGUACCAAUUUAAAAUGUUUCUUCAGUUGACACUGAACGAACCCCAGGUGCGGUGUGUUGAAUUUAAUCCAUGACUGUGCUCUGGGUUGGUCAAGUGGUCAAAGACGCUGGCAUAUGGCGUACAGUCAGCGCAGUAGCAUAGGCUGGCCCACGGCAAUGCCAGCACACUGUUACUUCCCCACUGUCUCCUACCAAUAAAGACAAAAAUAAAUAAAUAUAGUAGAAACAGAAAAGAUUUCACCUUUUGCCGGUCCCAAUGAGGCAAAAGUCAAUGUCCGGCUCAGGUUUUAGGUUAAGGGUCAAACUUACAAUUGAUUUUAGAGUUGGAAUUGAUGUUUCUUUAAGGUCCAGGUGUUGUUAG
Molecule: messenger RNA, 2919 nt
Organism: Esox lucius (northern pike)
Lineage: Eukaryota; Metazoa; Chordata; Actinopteri; Esociformes; Esocidae
Product: zinc transporter 10
Exons: 5
Coding region: 88-2025 (645 amino acids)
Biological process (GO): zinc ion transmembrane transport; detoxification of zinc ion; intracellular zinc ion homeostasis
Cellular component (GO): Golgi apparatus; endoplasmic reticulum
Molecular function (GO): calcium channel inhibitor activity; zinc ion transmembrane transporter activity
Source: RefSeq, a predicted model, not a curated record